AUGUUCGCUUCAAAAUCCAACUCCGUGUCUCCUUCUCCGUCCAUGGAACAGGCAGAUUCGGAUGCUCUGGACAUUAGCACCAAAGUGCAGCUGUACGGCGUGCUCUGGAAGAGACCCUUUGGGAGGCAGUCGGCCAAGUGGUCCAGGAGGUUUUUCAUCAUUAAGGAAAGCUUCCUGCUCUACUAUGCUGAGAGUGAGAAAAAGAGUUUUGAAAGCAAUAAAUACUUCAAUAUCCACCCCAAGGGUGUCAUACCUUUGGGAGGCUGCAUCGUGGAACCCAAAGAGGAACCCAGCAUGCCUUAUGCCAUAAAGAUCUCCCAUGAAGACUUCCAUGGUAACAUCGUUCUAGCAGCCGAAUCGGAGUUUGAGCAGGCUCAGUGGCUGGAGAUGCUACAGGAGUCAGGAAAAGUGACCUGGAAGAACGCCCAGCUGGGAGAGGCAAUGAUCGAGAGCCUGGAAGCCCAAGGACUGCAGCUGGCCAAGGAGAAACAGGAGUAUUUAG
Molecule: messenger RNA, 502 nt
Organism: Tinamus guttatus (white-throated tinamou)
Lineage: Eukaryota; Metazoa; Chordata; Aves; Tinamiformes; Tinamidae
Source: RefSeq, a predicted model, not a curated record